UGGCUACUCACAUGCAAGAUUGGAAGGGACGAGUCCUUGAUGACUGGAUGUCGAUGACGGCUUUGUUGGGUGUAUCUGCGUGCGUUAAGAGUCACAAGGCGCUAAUAAUGCUUUCUUGCGCUAGGAUGAAAUUCUAUCAUGCACCACUCAGCCUGAUUCUGAUGGAUCCGGCUGACACAGUGAACAGUAUGGCAAGUUGGGUCAUGCAUUUUGCUUAUCAUUGUUGUUGAUGUCAGACACGGGGUUGAUACUUAAAAUGCUCAUCCCCAUCAUUAGCGUAGCUAUGGCUUCUAUCAUACAUGGUUGACAGCGCAUAUACGCAUUUCGUCUUGCUUCUGUCCUCUAUUGUUUCUCGUGGGUAAAUCUUAGAAAUAUAUGUUAAACGCAUCCUAAGAUGAGCCGAAGUUGUCCUUACAGCCCCACUCCCUUUCGAAUCGUCGAGGGGAAAUAUAUGGAUCCCCGGAAACUGGUGAAAAUGCUCAGGAAAGAAUAUGGUCAGUCAAAUUUUCGAGUAGAGGUGACUGCCAUUUGUUCGAUGAGUGAUAUCAGGAAAAUGCUGAUCAACACGCAACAGUUACGCCUGGAUCAAUACAAAAUUUACAUUCCCGACCAUCAAAGAGAGCAAACAUCGAUUUCGAUAGAUGUGAGUGUUGUUUGCGUUUUCUUUUUUUGAGCCUGCUCAACAGACUGACCUCUGAUACAGGAUAUGAUCAAGGACUGCCGGGUGUACUUUUAGCUGCAAGCCACG
Molecule: messenger RNA, 748 nt
Organism: Aspergillus novofumigatus IBT 16806
Lineage: Eukaryota; Fungi; Ascomycota; Eurotiomycetes; Eurotiales; Aspergillaceae
Exons: 1
Coding region: 395-673 (92 amino acids)
Source: RefSeq, a predicted model, not a curated record